CUAUAUUUUUCGCUAUUCCUGAUUCUUUUAUCGUCAUCUGUCUUCUGUCAGUCAACUGCUUUAAAAAAAAAGUAAAAAAGAUUGUCAAUCCCUCAUGUUUAUUGCAAAUUGUUUAAUAAAAGCAAUUCGUGAAGAAACAAAAUUAUUGUUGUAUUUUUCAGUGUGAUCCUAAAAAGUGAACUUCCGCCACUUUGUACUAUAGCGAAAAUCAUGAUCUAUACACCGUCGAAAUUGUAACAGUUCAAGGAACCGUUCCUUGGUAAAGCGACUAUUUCAAUUGUGUCGUGGUUUUCGAAUCGUACAGGAUUGAAUCGUUAAAAAUUACUGAAAUAAUGGCAGAUUCCGCAAGCGAAUCUGAUUCCAGCAGCAUCGACGGAGGGCCAAUAAUGAUGCCCCCCAGUCCGGUAACGAGAGAGCAGCUUCAAAAACGGAUUGAAAGUCUUCAGCAACAAAAUCGGGUGCUUAAAGUAGAACUUGAAACUUACAAAUUGAGGGUCAAAGCUCUACAAGAAGAAAAUAGGGACCUAAAAAAGGCAUCAGUCAUUAUUCAAGCAAAAGCAGAACAAGAAGAGGAAUUCAUCUCCAACACUCUGUUGAAGAAAAUCCAAGCUUUGAAGAAAGAGAAAGAAUCACUAGCCCAUCAUUAUGAACGUGAAGAAGAAUGUCUGACUAAUGAUCUGUCUAGAAAAUUAACUCAGCUACGACAGGAGAAGUGCCGCUUGGAACAGACUCUAGAACAGGAACAGGAAUGUCUUGUCAACAGGUUGAUGAGAAAAAUUGAAAAGUUGGAAGCGGAAACACUAGCCAAGCAAAGCAAUUUGGAACAACUCCGGAGAGAGAAGGUCGAAUUGGAAAAUACACUGGAGCAAGAGCAAGAGGCACUCGUCAACAAAUUGUGGAAACGAAUGGAUAAAUUGGAGGCAGAGAAACGAAUGUUGCAAAUAAAACUUGAUCAACCCGUAUCAGACCCUGCCAGUCCAAGAGAUAUUAGCAAUGGAGACACUGCAACAAAUCUGAGUGCCCAUAUCCAGACCUUGCGGCAGGAAGUUGCUCGUCUUAGACAGAAUUUGGCAAUCAGUCAGCAGGAACAUACACAAAAAAUGCAACGCUAUGCGCAAGAGGAGCGUAACAUCAAAGAAGAAAACCUUAGGUUGCAGAGGAAGCUGCAGUUGGAAGUAGAACGGAGGGAAGCCUUGUGCAGACAUCUGUCUGAAAGUGAGAGUUCCCUGGAAAUGGAAGAAGAGAGACAUUACAACGAGCAAGUUCUAGGAGUUAGGCAACAUACUGUUUCACCCAUUCCUUAUAAUCCUUCACCUAGUCAGAGUCGUCCUUUAAGCCCAGGACUAUCUCAGAUGCAGGCCCCUUCUCCCCGCGAUAGUCUGAUGGCCGUAGUAUUACCGCGUUGCCAUUCAUGCGGUCAGCAGGUACCCCCACCAUCGGGAGUGGCAAUGGCGCAGAACAGCCCGCCAGCACCCCCACAUCGUAGGCCAUCCGAGCGUUUCGUUAAACCAGCUGUGCCUGCCCCAAAUCCCACUCCGACAGCUAUUGUAGCAGUCUCCAGCAACAUUCAACCCGCCAGCCCAAUGGAUACUAGCGUUAGCAAAGAUUAAUAGGUGUUUUUAGAAAAGUUUCUCAAGUUUAACCUUGCGCACGAUUUUGGCAGUUACCCACACAAUGGUGGAAAUGCUUUUCUUCCUUUGAAUACACACAUGGUAUGGUUUUCAAUAAUUAAGAGUUUCAGUUUUGGUUGAAAAUUUGUAACUUCAUUUUUUCUCUGGUCUCAUAUAUAUUAUACUCGUACUAUUAUACCUUCAAAGAGUAUAGACACAACUUUUUCUGAGUGGUCUUUUUCCAAUUUUUAUUAAAUGUCUGUUUGAUUCUUGUGAUGUUAGUUAUUCUUGGCGCAGCCAUUUAAUAUUUGCCAAGUGUACAGCCUUCUUGUGAUAAAAAUUUUAAAAAGAUUAAAAAAAUUACUGGGUGUUAAUAUUAGGUUUUUGAUAUUUUGCGCAUGGCUUGCUUGGCUUCGCAAGUUUGUAAUUAAAGUAACUUCUAAUGUUUCCUUGUUAUUUUUUUGUUGGUAACUCAAAAAUUGUUCGACUCUGUCACAACAGGGAUGCUUAGCAAAGUUGAUAUGGGUUGCCUGGUAAGUUGAACAAUAAGAGGAUAUGUCUAUAACAGCUCCAGAAGAAGAAGCCGUUAUAAGCAAUUAUCUCUGAGAUGCUUUAUUUAAAAAAAAAAUGAACAAUCAGCCCUUAAAGAUUGACCUGUAUAAUAAAAUGAAAUAAUAAAUUGUGCUAGUGUUAAACACAUAAAUAAUGUGUAACACUAAACGUGAUUUAAGUGCUACACUAACUGAUUAACUAUGAUAAUUUUCCACGGGUAGUUAGUUACAAAGUUAAAAAAAUAAUAAAUUUUCCAAUCAAGACAAUUUUGUCAUUGUGGAUCAUUGGAUGUUGGCCACAAAAACAUACAAAACAGCAUGCUAACAAAGUUAAGUCUUAGAUAUAAAAUAUAAUUUCCAAUAUACCCCAAAAAAUUGUAUACCAUGAAAAUAUUGUAAUUAAAUUGCAAACUAUACUUUUUACUUCUCUCUACUCUCAGAAUUACCAGGCAUCCUGUCUAAACCUUGAUAGGUUUACAGUUAAAACUGAUAUAUUUUUAGGUUACAUGUUUUGAUUUUAGAAGGUGACACAUUUUACCUUCUACUGAGAUGCUUUACUCAAUCUAUAGUUAUGUAUUCAAAUACGUUAGCAACUUAGUUAAAACUAGAAGAAAAUUUUAGAUAGAUUUUUGAAAACAAAUUGUUUUUAGUUCUCUAAAAAUAUUUAGGAGAUAAUAGAGUGAACCCCAAAAAUUUACUUGAAAUGCCAUAUUUUUAAAAUGGAAAUAUACACUAAAACUCCUGCUAUUCAGUUUGGAGUAAAUUAGCUUUACUUUGUAAAACCACCCUCCAAAGGUUGUUUUUUAUGUCCUGGAUAAGAUAAAUACUUGUCACAUUGUGAAGGGGAAUUUUCUUAGCACUAAGAUUUUCGUAAUGUUUUUUUAAUUAUAUUUCCUUUUUUAGUUUUUACAAGAAUUUAAGAUUAGGGUAUGGUGGAUAUAUCAAUCUUUCUGAUGUAAAAUACUGAACCAACUGAUUUGGACUUGCUUUAACCCCUAACAUAUUUAAACUACAUCCUUUUGGAGAAACUUUUAUAUAUGCUUUUAAAUUUAUGAAAUUAUUUUGUACUUGGAAAAUGUUUGCAUUUUUCUUCAAUUUAUUCUGUUGUCAUUUUUGUCGUGAGCAUCAGAACUUUUAUUUUUUAUUUGUUAUUGUAUAAUUUGUAACCGCAAAAUGUAGGA
This is a messenger RNA of Cylas formicarius (sweet potato weevil), 3342 nucleotides long. Its product is annotated as coiled-coil domain-containing protein 6-like. The transcript is spliced from 7 exons. Lineage: Eukaryota; Metazoa; Arthropoda; Insecta; Coleoptera; Brentidae. The record is from RefSeq and is a predicted model, not a curated record. The coding region runs from base 333 to 1610 and encodes 425 amino acids.